Eruca vesicaria subsp. sativa (arugula) is the source of this 729-nucleotide messenger RNA. NCBI's taxonomy places the organism in Eukaryota, Viridiplantae, Streptophyta, Magnoliopsida, Brassicales, Brassicaceae. The record is from the annotation of a GenBank genome assembly.
UUCUUUGACGUCGUAAAGUUGUUUUAUACUUCACCUUCAUAAAGAUUCUCAAAGAAAACCUUCAUCAUAAACCCUCCUCCAUCUUAAGUAUUCUUCCUCAGCUUCCAUACAUUAAAUGUAAACACAAUUAUAAUCAGUUAUCAUUCUAGUUUGUGUCACAAAAUGGGUAACUGCGUAUGCAAAGGAAGUGGUGGCUCACGAAAACUAUACGAUAAAGAUGAUUUAUUAAUAAGAGUUGUGACACCAAAUGGCGGCGUCAUGGAGCUUCAUCCUCCAAUCUUCGCCGACUUCAUCACCAACGAAUUUCCCGGCCACGUCAUCCACGACACCUUAAGCAUCCGCCACUCCUCUCCGCCGCUUCUACAAGGAGAAGAGCUCUUUCCCGGUAACAUCUACUACCUCCUCCCUUUUGCUUCCACCACAGCCUCAACAGCUCAACAACAUUACACCGACCAGUUAGCAACGCCGUACCGAAUGUCUUUCGGGAAAACGCCGGUGAAGGCGGCUGCGAAUGGCGGCGGAGGAGGAGGUGGUGGUGGAGGGGUGUGGAAAGUGAGGCUUGUGAUAAGUCCUGAGCAGUUGGCGGAAAUUCUUGCGGAGGAUGUGGAAACAGAAGCGUUUGUGGAAAGUGUGAGGACGGUGGCAAAGUGCGGCGGUUACGGCGGCGGAGCUAACUGGAGAGUGAAUUCAGACCAGUUAAGCAUUGCGAGUAGUUUCAAAGACCAGUAA